Messenger RNA from Pyricularia pennisetigena, 726 nucleotides. RefSeq lists its product as uncharacterized. NCBI's taxonomy places the organism in Eukaryota, Fungi, Ascomycota, Sordariomycetes, Magnaporthales, Pyriculariaceae. The transcript has a single exon. The coding region runs from base 1 to 726 and encodes 241 amino acids. The record is from RefSeq and is a predicted model, not a curated record.
AUGAUUUGCGCAGCCGCGGGAGAUCACCACCACAGCGGCCAUGACGGCCUGUGGGCGGUGGAAAAACAGGCUGAGCAGCAGCAGAAGCAGCAGCAGCAGCACCACCACUACCAAGCCGCCGCCUCCACUGGGCGCUUACUAAUCGACGUGCUGCUGCGCCGCCGAACGCUGAGCCCCACCGCUGAGACCGCUACCGCUAGCACCGGCAUCACCCAAGCGGCGUCGGAGCCCCUGCCGUCGCCAAUCGAGCUAGCGUCGUACCCCAAGAAAAAAGCAUCGCCGCCGUCACGGACCGACACCAUCGCGGCCUGGGAAAAAGACAGCUCGGCCGCACCCUCGCCGGCAAGAUCGGAGACACGACAACAAAACCACCAAAAACACAAUUGCACAUCGCGAGACGCGACGGCCGCCAUCUGGCACUCCAACUCCACCACCGCCUCCCGCCGCCGCGGCCGCGCGCCCUCAACUCCCGGGGCCCGUUCGCUGUCUACACCUCCGAUCGCCACCACCGCGCCCGUCGACAGCACCGCCACCAUCACCACCACCACCACCACGACGCGCUCCGCGUCCCUCGACUCGCCCGAACGCAGACUCCGCUUCGCCAGCACCGGCGGUGGUCGACAAAGUGCCGGACGUGCUGCUUCUUCUGCCCCCAAGCCUCGGCCGUCUGGGCACGAGAGGAGGGUGACCGAGAGCGAGAUCAUUUGGAAGGGGGUGUGGGAUUGA